CGUAAAGAGAGGAGGGCGCCAAAACAAUCCAAAAGGCGGCACAGAGCGGAGGGAGAAAAAAAAAAAAAGAAUUGGUGGCCGGCCAUGUGACUUCCCUGAUCUCACCCGACCCGCCCAUUUCUCUCUCUAAAGAGCUAAAACCCUCUCUUUCUCUCUAGAAACCUCUUCCAUUCCUCUUCAUUUACCUUUUCUCCAUGUCUUCUUCUUCUUCAAGUAGGCCCCACCGGUCCUCGACUAUCUCGCCUUUCCGCUCCCGCAAGUCUCCGGCUCAGCCGCCUCCGCCUCCGAAAUCGACGGGGCGACCGUCAACUCCUCUUUCAGCUACAACAACUUCUUCUAGGCCUCCCUCGAGACUCUCCAACUCUCCCGUCACUACUACUCCGUCGACGUCCGUCCAUGGCGGAGUAGGAGCUGUACUGGACCGUCCUGAAAGCAGCAACAAAUCUAAAGAGAAUGUGACGGUCACUGUUAGGUUCCGUCCUCUCAGUGCAAGGGAGAUUAAUAAAGGAGACGAGAUAGCUUGGUAUGCAGAUGGCAAUUAUACUCUGAGAAACGAAUAUAAUCCUUCUAUUGCUUACGGUUAUGAUCGAGUGUUUGGACCUGCAACAACAACUCGCCAUGUUUAUGAUGUUGCUGCCCAGCAUGUUGUUAGUGGUGCCAUGCAAGGGAUCAAUGGUACAGUGUUUGCAUAUGGUGUCACCAGUAGUGGGAAGACUCACACAAUGCAUGGGGAACAAAAGUCACCUGGAGUCAUUCCAUUGGCAGUGAAAGAUGUUUUUGGAAUUAUACAAGAGACCCCUGGACGGGAAUUUCUUCUUCGUGUUUCAUACUUAGAAAUCUACAAUGAGGUCAUUAAUGAUCUGCUUGAUCCAACGGGGCAAAACCUGAGAAUACGAGAGGAUCCACAGGGAACUUAUGUUGAGGGAAUCAAAGAGGAAGUUGUUUUGUCACCAGCUCAUGCUCUUUCUCUAAUAGCAUCUGGAGAAGAGCAUAGGCAUGUGGGUUCUAAUAACUUCAAUCUUCUUAGCAGUCGGAGCCACACAAUAUUCACCUUGACUAUUGAAAGCAGUCCGCGUGGAGAAAAUGAAGGAGAAGAAGUUACUUUGUCUCAAUUGAAUUUAAUUGACCUCGCAGGAUCUGAAAGCUCAAAAACUGAAACAACAGGACUGCGGAGAAAAGAGGGUUCUUACAUAAAUAAAAGCUUACUCACUCUUGGCACUGUAAUUUCUAAACUAACUGAUGAAAAAUCAACACAUGUUCCUUACCGGGAUUCAAAACUCACACGUUUAUUGCAGUCAUCCCUCAGUGGCCACGGGCGAAUCUCUCUUAUUUGCACUGUGACACCUGCCUCAAGCAAUAGUGAAGAGACACACAACACAUUGAAGUUUGCACAUAGAAGCAAGCAUGUCGAAAUCAAGGCUUCCCAGAAUAAGAUUAUUGAUGAGAAGUCUCUCAUAAAGAAGUACCAGAAGGAAAUUUCCUGCUUAAAAGAAGAGCUUCAGCAAUUGAAGCGUGGGAUUAUGGAAAAUCCUCAUAUGCCUGCAUCUUCCCAAGAAGAUCUGGUUACUUUGAAGCUUCAGCUGGAAGCUGGUAAGGUCAAAUUACAGUCAAGAUUGGAAGAAGAGGAACAGGCUAAGGCAGCAUUGAUGGGAAGAAUUCAGCGGUUGACUAAACUUAUAUUGGUAUCCACCAAGAAUUCCAUGCAACCAAACCUUCCAGAGCGCGCUGGUCAUAGGCGAAGGCAUUCCUUUGGGGAAGAUGAGCUAGUGUAUCUGCCAGAUAGAAAACGCGAAUACAUGGCUGAAGAAGAUGCUGCAAGCUGUGCUUCUGAGCUUUCAACCGACACUCGAGAUGAUAUCAACAAUCUAGAUGACCUGGUGAAAGAUUACAGAAGUAACAGGAAGCAUGGGAUGCUUGGCUGGUUUAAGCUAAGGAAACCUGAGAAUCUGAUGAGGUCAUCGCCAAGUAUUGAUAGUGAAAGCUCUGCAAGUGGAUCACCUGCAUCUAGUUCUAGAUCAUCACAAAACAGAGUCAUGUUUAGUGAUAUGAAGGAUGGACGGAAAAAAUCGGUCAGUAAAAGAGGAGAUGAUUUUAUGCUAAUUGACUCAUUUCCGAAGCGUACCCAAGCCGGUGACUUGUUCGGUGCAAGUGUUGGAAGUCAUCGAUUGCCUGCAACUGGGACCACAAUCACGGAUCAAAUUGAUCUGCUUCGUGAGCAGGUUAAAUUGUUAGCUGGAGAGGUGGCAUUGUGUAUUAGUUCUCUGAAGAGGCUGUCAGAACAAGCUGCUGCCAACCCUGAAGAUUCGCAAUUAAAGGAACAAAUAAGGAAAUUAAAAGAUGAAAUUAGUGAAAAGAAGCUUCAGAUGCGUGUCCUGGAGAAACGAAUGAUUGGUUCAGUUGAAAGAACACCUCAUAUAUCAAGCAGUAUUGAAGUGUCACAGGCCCUAUCCAAGCUUACUGCUCAGCUAAACGAAAAAACUUUUGAACUUGAGAUCAAGUCAGCAGAUAACAGGAUACUUCAGGAGCAACUACAAACGAAGCUAUCAGAAAAUGCUGAGAUGCAAGAGACAAUUCUUCUCCUGAGGCAGCAGCUGAAUUCGUUAUUGGGCAGCAGUCAACAAGAAAUUGCAACAUGUCCUGAAGAGGCACUUAGAAAGAACACAGAAGGGAGGAAUGAGAUUUUGCCAUGUGAAGAAAAGUCUAUUGAUGAAAAUACACCGAAAAGUGUCAUGAGCUUGAAUCGAAUAUUUUCGCUCGAGGAAUCCAGAGAAUGCAAUGACAAUGCUUAUUCCAAUUCUCAGAUUCUUUUUCAGGCUGCUGAGAUUGAGAAUCUGAAGCAGGAGAAAGAGAGAUUGAUUGAAGAAAAGGAUGGGCUUGAAACACAUUGUCAAAACCUGGCUGAGGAAGCAACGUAUGCAAAAGAACUGGCUGCAGCUGCAGCAGUUGAGCUCCGAAACUUAGCUGAAGAAGUAACCAAACUUUCUUAUGAAAAUGCAAAGCUUAGUGGUGAUCUGGCUUCUAUGAAAGAAGUUCAUUGCAGAUCUAAUUAUUGUCAGGGUACUGCUUCAUAUGGUUCCAAACAGAAUAACUCUAGCAAUGCUCGAUCAGAUGGUCGUGCAAAGAGACAAGAGGAUCUCUUGGUUGAGGAGUUACGGAAAGAACUAAAUGCAAGAUACCAAAGAGAAGCUGCACUUGAGGCUACACUAUCGGAGAGAGAGAAAAUAGAAAAUGACCUACUAGGAAGAUUUGAUGAAGCAAAGCGCCGCGAAGAAGAAUUGGAAAAUGAGCUUGCCAAUAUGUGGGUGCUAGUUGCAAAGAUGAGAAUGUCAGGUGUCACUGCGGAAGAAAUACCAUCUAAUGCGGCACAUGCAUUUCUGCCAUCUAAUGGUGAAAAUAUAGAUGGGAUAAGCACAGUAGAUGAGUUAAAAGUGCGCUAUCAGAAAGAAAAAAGAAGAUGCAGAGAGUUAGAAAGCCUAAUUUCUAGACUGAAGAGUGAAGAUAUUGAUGGUUUGGAUGUCACAGCUCUUGAGGAACUACAGAAUUUUCAUAUUGAAGCUAUAACAAAAAUUUCUCAUGCAAAGUGUGUUAAUCAGGCAUAGUAUUUCCAAGAUCUAUGAAUGGUGGAUUCUUCCAUAUUGAUGUUUCUGACUUUUGAGGUAUAAUCAAUUUGUACAGUGACAACAGCAAUCUUAAUCGUAACCGCAGUAGCAAUUUUUCUUCUAAUCAAGUUCCCAGCUAACUUGCAGAAGUGAGACAAGUCCUAUUUUCCAACAAUUAUUAGUACUAUAUAUGUGGGAUCAACCCAUUUACAUGUAUUAGAAAUGCUGCAAAACAAAGAACCAAAACAGUUCUAAUCCAUGCGACUGAACACUAUGUAUUUACUAUGUAUAGAGUUAUUAAGCUAUUGUUGCCUUCUA
This is a messenger RNA of Mercurialis annua (annual mercury), 3917 nucleotides long. RefSeq names its product kinesin-like protein KIN-7C, mitochondrial. The coding region runs from base 195 to 3599 and encodes 1134 amino acids. The transcript has 26 exons. Gene Ontology annotation, biological process: microtubule-based movement. NCBI's taxonomy places the organism in Eukaryota, Viridiplantae, Streptophyta, Magnoliopsida, Malpighiales, Euphorbiaceae. Gene Ontology annotation, molecular function: microtubule binding; ATP binding; microtubule motor activity. The record is from RefSeq and is a predicted model, not a curated record.